CGUAGGGGGGUUAUUGCACAAAGGAGCAACAAGAAAAGGGCCAAAACCGACAAGCAACGAAGAUCGAAAAAGAAAGAAAGAAAGACGGCAGCACCAAUGAUUGCACCGGUGAGAGCAGCCAUGAGCACCAACAGCACCGAGGUCAUCGGGGCUGGGGUUCCGCCCGCAGGCGUCGCCCCCAACUUCGAACACCCGCAUGACAACCUCAAGACCGUGUCGUAUGUGACACAGACCUUGACGCUGGUGAUUGUAACGUCGUUUGUUGUAUUACGAUUCUACGGCAAGCAUGUGGCAUUAGGAAAUCAAUGGCACACUGAAGAUUACUUUACCUUUAUAACAUGGGUCCUCUUGGUAGGAUAUUGCAUAACUGCGAUAUAUGCUACGCACUUUGGAGGUGGCCUGGAUCAAUGGGAGGUGCCGGCAUCACUGAUAACGGGAUACUUCAAGGCAUGCUAUGCGGCAACAAUAUUUUAUAUGCCAAUGGCAUUCUCUGUCAAAAUUGCAUUGCUGGCCUUGACCAAGAGAGUAUAUGCACCGCACAAGAAGACAGUAUUGGGCAUCAAGAUCUUUGAGCUAUUGCUGUUCUUGUACUAUGGUUCAGGACUCAUCAUCAAAAUCCGAACAUGUUGGCCAAUUGAGGCUUACUGGCUGGGAGAGAAGGACAAGUGCUUGAAUCAAGAUAUCAUUAUUCUCUGCGACUCCAUCCUCAGCGUCAUCAGCGAUCUCGCCAUUCUCAUCUUACCCAUCCCACUCACCUGGUCCCUCGAACUUUCGAACCGGAAAAAGAUCCGCAUCAUGGGAAUCCUCUGCGCCGGCGGCACCGCGACCGCCUUCUCCAUCUACCGCCUGGGGAUGAUCGUACUGGAGCGCAACUCGCCCAACGCCACCAUGACCUUCAUCAAGGUCAUCCUCUCUGGCAACGCCGAGGUCGGCAUCGGUCUCAUCUGCGCCUGCCUGCCCGCCAUCACCGCGCUCGUGCUCAAGAAGACGCGCUCGACCGGCUACUACUCGGGCAACGGCGGCUACAUGCGGUCCGACAACGACGGGCUCGCGGGUGGUGGUGGUGGCGGCUCAAAGUUCCACACGCACUCGCACGCCCGGUCCGCCUACGCCGGCGGCGGCAGCAGCCACAACCACAGCCAGAGCCACGGGGGCGGCAUCGUCGUCAGCCGCACCUUUGACGUCCAGAGGUCCCUCAAGACCGAUACCGACUACACCGUCGCAGACAAGGACGGCGGCAUGCCGCUGAGCAUGCUCGACGCCAACGGCAGGGCCGACCAGGCAGAGCUGGUGAACCACGCACAGGGCGUUGGGAGGAUCACCAAGUCGUCUUCCAUCGGGGGCUUGUCCAGCAACGACUCGGAUGAGAAGCUGGAUAGGCAGAUCAGGGCUCACGGUGGGAGGAUAUAA
Pyricularia grisea is the source of this 1410-nucleotide messenger RNA. RefSeq lists its product as uncharacterized. The record is from RefSeq and is a predicted model, not a curated record. The transcript has 6 exons. The coding region runs from base 97 to 1410 and encodes 437 amino acids. NCBI's taxonomy places the organism in Eukaryota, Fungi, Ascomycota, Sordariomycetes, Magnaporthales, Pyriculariaceae.